This is a messenger RNA of Leptonychotes weddellii (Weddell seal), 620 nucleotides long. The record is from RefSeq and is a predicted model, not a curated record. NCBI's taxonomy places the organism in Eukaryota, Metazoa, Chordata, Mammalia, Carnivora, Phocidae.
AGCGCAGAGCCUCGCCGCGUUCAACAAAGGCAGCCCGAGCGCGUGCAGCGUUUGCAACUCCAAAAUGCAGUACCAACAGUGCGUGCAGCCGCGUCGAAAACUUGCAGCUGCCUUCCUGGCAUUCGUUUUCAUCUUGGCAGCUGUGGACACUGCUGAAGCAGGGAAGAAAGAGAAGGCAGAAAAAAAAGUGAAGAAGUCUGACUGUGGGGAAUGGCAGUGGAGUGUGUGCGUGCCCACCAGUGGGGACUGUGGCCUGGGCACCCGGGAGGGCACCCGUACUGGAGCCGAGUGUAAGCAAACCAUGAAGACCCAGAGAUGUAAGAUCCCCUGCAACUGGAAAAAGCAAUUUGGAGCAGAGUGCAAAUACCAGUUCCAGGCCUGGGGAGAAUGCGACAGAACUGGAAGUCUGAAGAGAGCCCUCCACAACGCCGACUGCCAGAAGACAGUCACCAUCUCCAAGCCCUGUGGCAAGCUGACUAAGCCCAAACCUCAAGCAGAAUCUAAGAAGAAGAAAAAGGAAGGGAAGAAACAGGAGAAGAUGCUGGACCAAUAGAUGCCACCUUCUGUGGAACAUGAAAAGGACAUCAGCAAACAGGAUCAGUUAACUAUUGCAUUUAUAC